Messenger RNA from Trichomonas vaginalis G3, 570 nucleotides. RefSeq lists its product as uncharacterized. The coding region runs from base 1 to 570 and encodes 189 amino acids. The transcript has a single exon. The record is from RefSeq and is a predicted model, not a curated record. Lineage: Eukaryota; Parabasalia; Trichomonadida; Trichomonadidae.
AUGCUUUUAUGCAACGAGCUGAUUUCAGACACCUUCUGUGAUAGUUUCAAAACAAUUUUGAAUUUUUCUUGGAAUUAUUUAGUAGAAGGAACAGAUAGACUAACAGAAUUGACAGUCACAUCAUUAGAUAUCAUUAUCAAUGCGGAAUCACGAGGAAUUAUCAAGUUUAAGAACGAUUUUGGAAGAUUAUUUGAAAUAAUUAUCAGACUUUGUGCACAAUUCCCUGAUUCAUCAUUUGUAUUAUCGAGAAUAACCAAGCUGGUGCUUGUUUCUCUAGAAGACAAGUUUCUAAAUCCAAUUGUUUUCGAAUUAUUAAUUCCGGCGUUGAUUGAGUUCGCAAAUGACGAUAACCAUAGAGCCUCAAGGAUCCAUCUGGUCACAAUGUUCGACGAAAUCAAGAACAAAUACUACAAAUCAAAACCUUACAAAAAUUUGUUGAAAUCAAGUAUAAAAGUUUACAAUUUCAUGGAGAGAUUCCUUCCAAACUACAUUUCCCACAUAAAUAGACCUUACGGAGGCCAAGUUUCCCAACAAAUUGUUGAUACAUUUUCUCAUUACAAUUUAGGAUGA